Messenger RNA from Oncorhynchus mykiss (rainbow trout), 2271 nucleotides. The record is from RefSeq and is a predicted model, not a curated record. NCBI's taxonomy places the organism in Eukaryota, Metazoa, Chordata, Actinopteri, Salmoniformes, Salmonidae.
CUACAGUCAUAUCUGAUUAAGAUCAUAACAUGGUGCCUCAACCUCAUCAAAUAUAAAACAGGUGAGAUUAUGAAAAAAAAAAAGUUUUGUCAGAUUUUAGUGACAAAGUAGCUAACAGCUAAGUGCUCUCAUGUCUCUUCAUUGAGCAGAGCAGCCCAAGUGGAGCCGUUGCUAUGGAUACACACAGACUCAGAGCCGCCAGCGGAGCGCAUGCAGACUGAGCUGUGCGCAGGGAGCGAGUGAUAAACAGAGAGGAGCAGCUAAUGGGUUUACUAACAGAGUGUUUCAUGUGAGCCUGGUAUGAUCUGUCCUCAGUACUAUUUACACUGGAAGAAGAAAGGUUUGUGAAACAGCUACCAAAAUGUUGUAACUGCCUGCCCAUUGGCAGAUGGUAUCCUUAUUCGACUUGGCUUCCUUUGGGAGAGGCUAACUGUGUGGCAGUAUGUCAGAUGGGAACGAGUCCUGCAUGUUCAGAGAUGGAGCCGAGUUUGUGGCCUGCAUCUUUCACGCAUUUGAGGAAUGGUCAGGACUAGGACCCCUGGAAGACUAUCUGAGCUAUCUGGAGUACCUGGCCUGGGUUUUCACCCCUCUGGUCGUUGUUUUCAUCCUGCCCUUCCUCAUUGUGAUCCUCCUCUACCUCUCCAUACUCUUUCUCCAUGUGUACAAACACAAGAACCAGCUCAGGGAGGCCUACUCCAACAACCUGUGGGAUGGUGCUAGGAAAACUCUGGCAACGUUGUGGGAUGGCCACGGGUUCAUAUGGCACGGAUAUGAAAUCCAUGGCAUGGAGAAGAUUCCAGAUGAAGGAGCAGCUCUUAUAGUCUAUUAUCAUGGGGCUAUUCCCAUCGACUAUUAUUACUUUCUGGCAAAUGUCAUCAUUCAGAAGGGACGGAUUGUUCACUCAGUCGCUGAUCACUUUCUGUUCAAAGUUCCAGGGUUCAAGCUGCUGUUGGAGGUGUUUAGUGUGAUCCAUGGGCCCCAGCAAGAGUGUGUAAAGGCACUGAAAAGUGGCCACCUCCUGGGCAUCUCACCUGGAGGCGUGAGGGAGGCGCUCCUCAGUGACGAGGCCUAUCAACUGCUCUGGGGGAAGAGAAAGGGUUUCGCACAAGUGGCUAUCGAUUCCAAAGUGCCAAUAAUUCCCAUGUUUACUCAAAACGUCAGGGAAGGAUUCCGAUCUCUCGGCGGGUUAAGCUUUUUCAGAUGGUCGUAUGAAAAAUUCCGCGUGCCGAUGGCCCCCGUCUAUGGGGGUUUUCCUGUGAAGUUUCGUACAUACUUAGGUGACCCCAUCCCAUAUGACCCUAACAUUAGUGCAGCAGAGUUAGCUGAAAAGACCAAUCAAGCAGUUCAAGCACUCAUUGACAGACACCAAAUUAUUCCUGGGAAUGUCCUUCGAGCACUACUAGAGCGAUUCCACAGGAGGCAUAAAGAAAAAUAGCCAUAAGGAAUAUCAUUUUUUUGUUGUUAUAUGAAGCAGUUACAUAUUUUUUAAGACACUGUUACAUAUUGAAAGUAUUAUCAUGUGAUCUGUUGAAUGGUUAACUACAGAUGUGCAUCUUAAUUUGAGCCAGUCUCCUAUAGCAGGAAAAUAAUCCUGUAGAUUAUAAUUAAUGGACAUUUUUGUAGUGGUUGAUAAAUUUUUCAUAAGGAAAAUCAAAGUGGAAAUUACAAACUUCAGAAGCCUUUUUAACCUCAAAUACACUACAAACUUCUCCUACAAUAGGCUGAUCAAAUUAAGGUCCUGCACCUAUACAUUAUUAUUGUAGGUGUACUUUCAGGAGCUUUUUGCACUCAGAUUUUGUCACAAAACAAUAUGUACCGAAGGUAAAUUGUUAUGGUAUAAUACACCGUAAUUGGUUAAUGUCAAAUGUGCAUAUUGAAAUUGUAUAGUGUUUUUUUGUGCACGUAUGUAGAUACUUUGAUUCCACAAUUGAUUUGCACACAUUGUUCUAAGUUCCACCACUGCCAACAAUUUAUAUUUAAGAGGCCUUUAUUUUGAUUAAUAACUGCAAAUAUUGAAACGAUAUAGCAAUUGCUAUAUAAGAAGCAAUAUAGGUAUGAAGACCGGGCAGCUUUAUUUCCUUUCACCUGGGUAAAAUGUUUGACAUUUUAUUUAAAUAAUUUUGUAAUUUCCCCCCAAAAAUGUAUUGUGGAAUUAUGUAAGUAUGUACUGUAGUUGUAGCCUAUGCACCUUUUAAAAAUCUAUUGAGGUCCAUUAUGAAACAGGACAGAAAUGAUUUGUAAUGUUAAAAUAAAUAUAUAUUUUAUUAUGAG